Messenger RNA from Prunus armeniaca (apricot), 162 nucleotides. The record is from the annotation of a GenBank genome assembly. NCBI's taxonomy places the organism in Eukaryota, Viridiplantae, Streptophyta, Magnoliopsida, Rosales, Rosaceae.
AUGCUUGUACGGCCGUUGAACAACGAACAUGAUCUACAGAGAAUUAACGAAAUUCAGUUGGUCAAAUUAAGGUCUGAAUUCAGAUCCGGGCUAGACGCAUUGACAAGGUUUAUGUACUCCUUGAGCUCUCUUAUUGGGUGGUAUUUUGCAAUGGGGCUCUAA